AUGCAUCUCUCGACCAAAGCAAGUCUCCUAGCUCUGUCCACUUUGAUCCUCUUGGCCACAUCGCCUCCCGGUGACAACCACGGUGCCGUCGUCUCUGCGACACUCACUCCACAAGAACGCCUCGAAGUCGAAGCCAAGGAUCCCGACAAUCCUAACUACUGCCCCGCCUGUCUCAAAAAGGCACUCUUCAAUCAUUUUCCCCAUGCGUGCCCUAAGGAUCUCGAGCCAUGGGAGGCUACCACACGACCGGAGGGUCCUCGCCCUAACGAGCAACGGUGUAUCUGCAUCGCCUUCGUGGAUCUGUUCUGGAUGAAACGCGAUUGUGAGCAGGAAUGCACGUUUGUGAAUAACCCUGCGGCCAUGGCUCAUUUCCAGCCUGCAGAAGACAUCCCAGGAUGCGACAAGUGGAUCGAUUUUGCGACAGGGCAGGAGAAUCAGGUUGAGGGGUUUGAACCAAGGAACCCGAGCCAUCAGCCAGAAGUCUAUGUACCCGAGGAUACCGAGGCGGAGACGGAAGCUAGCCAAGAGGAGACCGUCAAGGACAAGGAGGAGGAGCAGAUUAAGAAGAGGGAAGAAAACGGCCCAGAAGAAGAGGUGGUCGAGGCGACAGAGGUCAAGCUAGAAGGACCCCGGGGCUCUGAAGAUGAGCCCCACAUUCAAGGGGAGGUCAAGGCGGAGAAGGGGCCAAAAGACGAACUGUAA
Messenger RNA from Gamsiella multidivaricata, 702 nucleotides. RefSeq lists its product as uncharacterized. NCBI's taxonomy places the organism in Eukaryota, Fungi, Mortierellomycota, Mortierellomycetes, Mortierellales, Mortierellaceae. Bases 1 to 702 code for a protein of 233 amino acids. The record is from RefSeq and is a predicted model, not a curated record. The transcript has a single exon.